Molecule: messenger RNA, 435 nt
Organism: Fusarium venenatum
Lineage: Eukaryota; Fungi; Ascomycota; Sordariomycetes; Hypocreales; Nectriaceae
Product: bladder cancer-related protein BC10-domain-containing protein
Source: RefSeq, a predicted model, not a curated record
AUGUUUUGUCUUCGCAGUUGGCUUCCGUUACUCUUUAUCCCGACAAACGCUUCUCCCGCCUUCAUAUUCCUCUUCUUCAUCUGCACCUACUUCCUCAACCGACCCUGCGUCUACUGCUCGAUCCUACUGCUUAUCCUCUUCCUGACCUCGUGCAACUGGUCCGACCGAUGUUUCUUCGACUUUAGUAGCAACUGGUUCCUACCUCGCCCCGUAACUCCGACCCAGAUACCGUCUGACGAGAUUGCCGAGGCCACCUUUAACUCGACUGCUUUCGAAAUGGUCAACACCACUAUCGCGGCAAUCGUGAAAUCUGCUAGCGAGGAUCUCGAAGCGAGGAGGGCCGAGUGGUCCGGGCUGGGGAUCGAAUGGCUCAGGAAUCUCCUGGGCAAGAGGGAGUGGAGGAUUGAUUGUAUGGAUAUCUAUAUUCGGCUAUAA